Messenger RNA from Ziziphus jujuba (common jujube), 2792 nucleotides. RefSeq names its product G-type lectin S-receptor-like serine/threonine-protein kinase LECRK3. Gene Ontology annotation, molecular function: protein serine/threonine kinase activity; ATP binding. The record is from RefSeq and is a predicted model, not a curated record. NCBI's taxonomy places the organism in Eukaryota, Viridiplantae, Streptophyta, Magnoliopsida, Rosales, Rhamnaceae. Gene Ontology annotation, biological process: protein phosphorylation. The coding region runs from base 150 to 2549 and encodes 799 amino acids. The transcript has a single exon.
AUAUUUUGGAAAGUAUGGUAGUGCCUUCCAAAAGUUUUUCAGUGCUGAUCUGAUCUUACCAUGUGCUUUUAAAAGAUCGAGAUAUAUUUUCUUUAUCUUUAUAAAUAUAGGUGAGACCAUAAUUGAGCUUGUCCACUACAUCCUUAUCCAUGACUUCCAAUUCCCUUGUCACUGUGUUGUUGCUCCUCGCUAUGUUAUUCAUUAGUGAGGCAGCUCAACAGCCAUCUUCUCCUAUCCAAAUUAAACUCGGCUCAAAAAUUUCUCCGAAAUCUGAUUCCAGCUCAUGGUCUUCUCCUUCUAGUAAAUUUAAAUUUGGCUUUUAUGAACAAGGGGAUGGCUUUGCCAUUGGAAUUUGGUUGGUGGGAAGAGAUUAUAUUACAGUUGUGUGGACCGCUAAUCGUGAUGAUUCCCCCGUCACCUCAUCUAAUGCUACACUUUCACUGGAUGAAAAUGGGAAGCUUCUCCUGAGAACUAAUGAUGGUCGGAAAGAGAAACUCAUUGCAAAUACAACCUCCUCUGCUACCUAUGCUUCCAUGCUUGACUCCGGCAAUUUUGUUCUAAGUAAUCAUUCCGGCCAUGUCAUAUGGGAAAGUUUCCAAAAUCCUACCGACACUCUUCUUGGAGGUCAAGUUCUUCUUUCAGAGCACCAGUUGUUCUCUAGUCUAUCUGAGACUGACCGUUCAACAGGACGGUUUCGUCUCAAGAUGCAGGUUGAUGGUAAUCUAGUCCUCUACCCACUAAACAGUGAUGAUAUACGUGCGAAUGAAUACUGGAGUUCAGCCACAGCCGACGGCCACUUCAACUAUUGCCUGUAUGUUAACACAACUGGAGAACUAUCCAUUGGCAACGGUUCUUUUUUUCGUUCGCCCUUGUAUUAUCCAUCUUCAAAAGGCAACCAAAACGGUAUAAUAUAUCGUGCAACGAUUGAUGCUAAUGGUAUAUUUAAGUUGUAUUCUCAUACCCCAGAUAAAAAUGGAAAGCUCAACGAACCUGAUAUGAUGUGGUCGGCCUUGAAGAAUCCAUGUGAAGUAAAAGGUUUUUGUGGGCUUAACAGCUUUUGCACAUUUUUUGACGACCAACCCAAUUGCAUUUGUCUUCCUGGUUCUGAUUAUGUUGACUUCGACAAGAAAACUCUUGGCUGCUUGAAUAACUAUUCCGAUGGAGGGUGUAUAGGUGGGAAAGUAAACGUAACGCAUUAUGGUAUAGCAAAAAUGGAGAAUAUAAUGUGGCAAGAUAUUGGUUAUAUGGAAGCAUCCAUGUCCGUGGAAGAAUGCAACAAUUCGUGCUUGAUAGACUGCAACUGCGGGGCAGCUCUGUUCAAGAAAGAUGAUCGUGAAAACGAUGUCUGUAUGAAACAAAAGCUCCCAUUGAGAUAUGUUAGAAGGGUUGAUUACGAGGAUGAUCCCACAACGGCUUUCUUCAAGGUGGACACAUCUAAAACCAGAAAUGAUUCCAUUGACGAGCAUCCAAGAGUCGACGGCUUAAGCAAAAAUGAUUUGAUGAGAACUCUUGUUUUGGUUUUUGGUACGGUCAUUUUUUCAUGUGUUUCCAUCUCAAUUUCAUGCCUUUACAUUUUUAAAAUUCGAUUUCUGAAGUACAAAAGGCUGAGAAAGAUUAAGGGACAAUUUGGCUUGGCCGAUGAGGAGCUUACUUUGAGGGUUUUUUCAUACAAUGAGCUUAAGAAAGCAACAAACAGUUUCAAAGAAGAGUUGGGAAAGGGCUCGUUUGGAGCAGUUUACAGAGGGGCUUUAAACAAAGGUAGAAAACUUAUUGCCGUGAAAAGACUUGAGAAGUUUUUUGAAGAAGGCGAAAGAGAGUUUCUAGCGGAGAUGCAAGCAAUCAGCAGAACAAACCACAAGAACUUAGUCCGGUUGAUCGGUUACUGUGCCGAGGACUCAAGAAGGCUCCUGGUUUACGAAUACAUGAGCAAUGGUUCUCUUGCAGACCUUCUAUUUAAAAAAGCAAAUCCUCCAUGUUGGGAAGAAAGAGUGAGAAUUGCAAUAGAUGUUGCCAAAGGCAUUCAUUAUCUACAUGAAGAAUGUAAGAAGACCAUCAUUCAUUGCGACGUGAAACCUCAAAACAUUUUGAUGGAUGAUUUCUGGACUGCCAAAAUCUCGGACUUCGGGCUAGCAAAAUUGUUGAUGCCCGAUCAAACAAGAACUUUCACUGGGAUCAGAGGGACAAGAGGAUACUUAGCCCCAGAAUGGCAGCAGAACACUCCAAUAACUGUGAAGGCAGAUAUAUAUAGUUAUGGAAUAGUACUGUUGGAGAUUAUAUGCUGCAGAAGGAACUUAGAAGUACAUGUUCCAAAUGCGGAAGAGAUCGUUCUUUCAUAUUGGGUUUAUAAGUGCUUUGCAGGUAGAGAGCUGGGUAAGCUUGUGGUGGGUGAAGAUGUGGACAGAAGGACAUUAGAGAAGAUGGUAAAAGUGGGAUUAUGGUGUAUUCAAGAUGAACCAGUUCUUCGUCCUUCAAUGAAGAGUGUAGUGCUUAUGUUGGAAGGCAUUACUGAUAUUUCUGCUCCUCCAUGCCCUACUUCUUCGUCCAUGUGAGCCUCAACACUUGGAGGGAAUCAAUUACCAGUGGCUUCUUUAUUAUCGACAUCUUUCUUUCGUUAGUAAUGUAAUUUUUUUAUUUUAUUUUUUUUGUUUUUUGUGGGUUGGGGGAGGGGGAUAUGGAGAGAUGGCUUAAUUUCAUGUAAUACUUUUUCUUUUCUUUAGUUGGGAUUUGCAUCUGCGUAUGUAGUUCUAUGUUUUAUGAAGAAAUUGGCACAAGCGCUAGUGACGUUGAUUCCA